AAACAAUAUAAAAAAGGCAUUCUUUCUUAAGCCAAUGGAUUCAAUAGGACGGAUUCUUGUAUAAGUUGUAACCUGCCGCUGUUUACAACUUCUCUCAAUUCCUCAUACAAUUAAGCCUUCACCUACCACUUUAUAAAAACCCAUUCUUUCUUCUCUCUUUUUUCUCUUCAUUACCACUUCUCUCUUAUUUCCCUCAAAACCAAACAAACAAACAAACAAACACAUUCUUUUUCUUUUCUUUUUCUUUCCAAUUUCCAUGGCUGGUUCUUCUAAAAGACACUGUUUCUUAGAAGAAGAUGAUGGUUUGGCUUCUAUUGUAGAUAAUAUUGAACCAGGCUAUUCUGGUCAUAAUCAUAAUCACUUCUCUUAUCAACAUGGUUUUGUUUCAAGAACUUUAGGUUAUGCUACUUUUUCUUCUCGUAGAUCUGGUAGAUUUUAUGAUGCUAGAUUUGAAGAUCAUCAUCCUCAUUUUCUUGAAGCUUGUUUUCUUUGCAAAAAGCCUCUUGGAAAUAAUAAAGAUAUCUUCAUGUACAGAGGGGAUACACCUUUUUGUAGUGAAGAGUGUAGACAAGAACAAAUUGAAAUUGAUGAAGCGAAAGAGAAGAAUAGGAAUAUUUCAUCAUCAAUUGCUUUAAGAAAAAAGGAACAAAGAAAAUCUUCGUCACCAAACAAGGCACAAGAUUACUCUUUUCGUACAGGGACGGUUGCUGCGGCUUAAUUAGUAAGUAGUAGUAGUAGUUGAAACUGAAAGUUUCAAUUUUCAAUUUCAAAAAAAAUUCAAAAUAGCCUUACAAAAAAAGGGAAAAAAAGGAAAGAAAAAAAAAAUGGAACUGUAAUAGUGGUUUGGGAAAAAACAAAGAAAAGAAGAAAAGUAGAAGUGAAGUUCCAAGUUUAUCGUUCCUUUUAGUAAGGAGAAGGGUCAAGACUUAAGAGAGAAGCGAUUUUCAAGGAAGUGAUUAUUGGCCAGAAGCUGUGUAUAUGGUACGGUUUUGAGAAUUUUGCUACUUGUGGAUCCUCUCUCUAUUGUAUGAAAUGACCCAUUUUUUGGGUUUUUUUUUUAUUUUUUAUAUGAAUGUUGUGGGGUUUUUUAAUAUUGGUUAUUGGUUUAUCUUUACUACCAAUGUAUGUAUGUAUCGAGUAAAUUCGAAGUUUAAAAAAAAGAAGAAACUUGAUACCAGCA
Trifolium pratense (red clover) is the source of this 1180-nucleotide messenger RNA. RefSeq names its product FCS-Like Zinc finger 1. Bases 257 to 718 code for a protein of 153 amino acids. Lineage: Eukaryota; Viridiplantae; Streptophyta; Magnoliopsida; Fabales; Fabaceae. The transcript is spliced from 2 exons. The record is from RefSeq and is a predicted model, not a curated record.